UUGAACCAAUGACAAACACUAAGCAGAAAAGAUUCACAAUGACAGUCCACAUCCUUGACAAAUUGAGUAUUGAUCAUUCCCCUGGAAGAACAACUGACAUUGGCUCUAAUCAUGGAAGGAGAUGCACCAAGAUGGGCGGAGUUAAGACCAAACCACCUAUCAAUGGUGAGGAGUACUCUUCACAACAUGAAGAGUGUGGUGUAUCUGAUAAUUCUGAAGAAUGUUCUGAGCCUCCCUUCAUGUUGCCUCACAGAUCUUGUCUAACACCAGCACAGGAGAACAAAGUACUGGAGAAAAUUAAAGACAUUGAGUCAGACUCAGAAUUGCCCUUUUAUGUUGCUAUCAUGGGCAAGAUCAAUGUAUGUCGGGGUAGCAGCCAUUACAUUCACCCUCCCAUCCUGAACUUUGGGUUUCGGUAUGCGGCUAGGUAUCUUGGUGAGAAGUUUGCUGCUGGCCAUCAUGGUGGCAAGUGUAAUGCAAUCAACUUAGUACUUCAGCGGGAGGGGAAGAGCAGACCAUGGCCUACCAAGCUGCGAUAUACACAUGUCAUGCGAGCCUCGAGCCAGCAGAUGAGGGUUAUCAAAGGAUGGCCGUCUUUUGCCCGCGACAACCGCCUGCGGGAGGGGGACCUCUGCCUCUUCAAGCUGAUGGAGAACGAGGAGCAGUUGACGAUGAUGGUCUACAUCAUUCGCCGUGAGAAAUGUUAGCCUGAAAGCAUGCUUGCUGCUAUGAUGAUUUUGAACUUUGGGAGUGCAAAACUGUGUGUGGUAGUGUGUCUUAUCUGCAAAAGGGGGAGCAGUACAUUAUAUUGUUGGUUUCUUAGUUCUGUGAGGACUUUGUUAAUUUGAGAGUAAUUUGGAUGGCUCAAGUUUAAACAA
Messenger RNA from Aegilops tauschii subsp. strangulata, 878 nucleotides. RefSeq names its product B3 domain-containing protein Os03g0619600-like. Gene Ontology annotation, molecular function: DNA binding. NCBI's taxonomy places the organism in Eukaryota, Viridiplantae, Streptophyta, Magnoliopsida, Poales, Poaceae. The record is from RefSeq and is a predicted model, not a curated record.